GGAAGAAAACCAAGCAAAACAACGUUCAACAACAUUUAUCCUACUCAGAUUUCCAAGAGGACAAUGUGCCCAAGCUCGCAAACAGAUUUCCUAAUAGUUGGUGUUGCUGUGUUUGUCUGCGUUUUCAUAAGUUUCGUUUUCUCAAAGCCACACCUCCACUAUAUUUACAAGAAUACGAACUGAUCCAAACUGGUCCAAAACAACUGACUCACAAGAUCUCUCAUCUACGAAAAGAUGGAUGCGAUAUUCAACAUACUUCAGCAGUUCAGGCUGGAAUCUUCCUACAACCAGUUUGUCCAGUUGGGUGUAAAGGAUGCAAGAGAUUUUUUGGAUGGAAUAACGGAUGAAGAUCUGAACAACAUUGGUUUAAGUCAUGUUGAGAAGAAUCGUUUUUCAUCGAUGAAAAACUUCAUUCAAAGACUGAGAUCUCUGGAGCGCCAAGUUCAACCUGUGGCGCCUGUGCAAAAGUCGUUGGAGUCAUUCAGUCUGCAGUACACAUACCCCAAAUGUCCUCAACCAAUACACAUUGGAGAUAUGGAUCCAGCAGUAAACACGGUUGAGGAUCUGAUGUUGAGGGUCGGCCAUCUUGAAAGUGUUGGUAAUUCCAAAGGAGUCUGUCUCUACACAGUCGAUGGGAUGCCCUUGACAGAUGAUCCCUUCUUCAACACAUGGUCUCUGACAGACAGACAUAUUCAAAAUGGAGCUGUAAUUUAUGCCAUAUUUACACCAAAGGAAAACCUGAAACAGGCUCCUCAGAUACCAAAACGAGAGGUUAGAGAAACCUAUGGAGACGAUGUGGUUCGAUGCCACAUCAUGCUCAAGGGAGACUUUGAGGUGACCGUGAACUUGGCAAGUGACACCAUAACCAGUCUGAGGCUCAAGCUGGCAAAUGAAAGUGGAAUCCCAACACAUGUCCUUCAUUACAAAGGUCAACAUUGCGGUGGUGACACUCUUCAAAGCUGUGGGAUCUCUGAAGGGUCGACGGUUAACUUCUCGUUGUCCACCUUUUCUGACGAGACUUCACAGGAUGAGACAUUCUUCAUUAAUGAUUUUGUGCCUUCAGUCCAACAAACCCAGAAGGGAAUCAGUGUGUUCUUGUCUUCACUUUAUGCUGUUAAACAACAUUACACACCGGAGCAACGGAAGAAACUGAUUUCCUACGUAAGAAAACUGACUGGAUGUAACCCUCUCGCCCAAAGUUUGCAUCAGCUACUCUGUAGAAAUGAAACACUAACCAGGAAUCAGAAGAUUGCAGUCUUCGAAGGCUUGUACAUCCUCUUUAGAGAGCUUUUGCCUCAACGUCGAGCACAACGAGGGGAGAAAGUCAUUGAGGACCUGGAAGUCUUUGAGAAUUCCCUGUACUGCUGGGCUCAUCUGCUAUCGGAAGCAAAGAACCAGGCUGCAGACCAUGAGAGCUACGCACCCAUCGCUCUCACGUCUGAAGAUGGCAGCCGCCUCUCCGAACCAGUCAGAGUACCUGGAGUACCUGGAGCCUUUGAACGAGCAUACGUUCUCGAGAAAAUCAAAGAUGGAGAGAAAAUUCCAAAUUGCACUGAAGAGGUUUUGCGAGAAACAUCAAUCCAGAGAGACAGUGACGUUGAAAAGGUGCUGCUCAGUUUGCCGCCGUCCAUCAGAACAUAUCCUCUUUGGAUUGCCCAAGACAAGACAACGGGUCAAAACUUUCAGGUAAACAUGGAGAAGACUUUUGGAAGUAUGAUGGAAGAAUUAAAAUCUCCGGACAAUCGACACCUGAAUGUGACCCCACCUCUACACUUGAAGGAGCUAGGACAGUGUGGGUCACGCCUCGUUCUUCUGAGUGAAGACAACAUUGCCAUAUGUUUGUCUCAAGAAAAGGGAUGCCCCGGCAUGAUCAGAGUGCAUGAUUGUUUGGAUGGCAAAGACAAAGCAGUGGAUGUGAAUGUGUUGGCAGCCAGAACUGGUGACCAUAGAGAUGACCGAACAUUUGUCACAACCAGGACUCCAAAAGAGGCCAUACUGGUGCUGAUAGACACAAGCUCCUCUAUGGAAGAGGAGUGCUACGUGGGUUCAGGAAUAAAGAAGAUCCACGCUGUGAAAGAGCUCUUUGACAACUUCGCCACAAGGACCAUGGCUUAUGAUUUUUAUCACGUCAUCGGCCUUGUAAAGUUCGACUCCCUGGUGAAGGUUCUCCACACAUUUACUGAAAAUCUGGAGAAGUUCAAGGAACACAUACGCAACAUCGAGGCAAGUGGAUGUACUCUGCUGUACGACGCCCUGCGACGUGGGGCGUCUGAGCUGGAGAAGGUCCAGACGAGGUUCCCAGAUUGCAGACUUCGCAUAAUGUGUCUCACCGAUGGAAAUGAUUCUGGAUCCUCCAUAGAGCCACAUGCUGUUACAGUCAAACUCCUGAAAUCUAACAUCAUUGUGGACUCCAUCCUUCUUGGGAAUGUGGAUGACAAUAUGCUGCAUGGAAUCAGCAACGCAACAGGUGGUUGCUGUUUCAAACCGCAGACAACCAAAGAGGGUCUGAAGCUCUUUGAGAUUGAGACAGUUCUGUCUGUGGAGCAGAGGAAACUCAAGGAAAACCUCGACCCGUCUUCCAUCAGUCAGAGUAGUUUGUCAAGCAUCUUCAAGACUCACGGGUAUGAUGAAUGCCCAGAGACGUCCAUGCCAAGCCAGAUAAACAACAAAGUGACAGCAACAGCAAGUGCUCUGAAAAAGAAGAUUCGUGAGUCAGGGGGUUGGUAUCUGGAGGACAAACGAGUCCUGGAGGAGCUGAAGAGCCUGCAUUGCAACCCGCAUCCCUUCUUCAGAGUCUUUCCAUCCGAGUCGGACUUCACGUUCUGGAGGAUUCUCAUGCAAGGUCCUCCUGACACACCCUAUAGGAAAGGAGUGUUUGAGCUCUACUGCCAGUUUGGUCCCGACUACCCAGCCAAGCCUCCAGUCGUCCGCUUUGUCACACAAGUGUACCACUGCAAUGUCAACAGUGUGGGCCGCAUCUGCCACAACAUAUUUGACCGCAACUACAAUGCCCACAUCACCAUGAGAGAGAUCCUAGAAGCUGUGUAUGGACUCCUCAUCAUCCCCGAGCCUGAUGAUCCACUGGACAGCAUCUUGGCUGAAGAAUUCUUAACAAGCCGUGAGACGUAUGAACGAGAAGCAGAGAGACAUACAGAGGAAACGGCAGGAAAGUCACUGGAUGACAUGGAGAAAACAUUGGGGGGGCCGGUGCCACAGUUUAUACCUCAACAUCUGAUCUGUCCACUCACCAAGAAGAUGUUUGUUGAUCCUGUGAAAACAGUGUACGGUACUGUGUAUGAACGCAAAGCCAUUGAGGAGCACCUGAAGCAACACCGGUACGAUCCGACCGCUGGCCCGGGACAUGAGCUUGAAAUGAGUGACAUCACAGCCAACCAGGACAUGAAGAAAAUGGUGAUGGAUCAUCGCUCUCGUCAAAUUCAGGUUGAUGUUACAGCCGAGUAGAUUUACAACAGUUUCUCAUGAACAAGAAAAUCAACCAGCUACUCAAUAUUUUAUCACUGCAAGUUGUUCUUUUGUGAUUUAUAUUUGCAUGUUUUAUAUUUGCAUGUUAUUUUGUAUUUGCAUGUUUUAUAUUUGCAUGUUAUUUUAUCUGUUGGUUUGGAAAGGUUAGUGCAGGUUGUUUUUGUUAAUUUGACAGUGAUGGACGUCACUUCAACUUUCAUGAACAGUGAUGGACAUUUACUUGUUUUCUCUGUUAGGAUGCUUGUGUUCGGAGUUAAUUGUUACCUUUUCACCUUUUGUUACCUUUUGGUUUUUCAAUGUUCUUUUGCAUGCUGUGCUAUUUUCCCUACUUACUGUUGUAUCAUUUAAAUGUGUUGUAAAUAUGUUGAAUAUAGUGAAUAAAAGUGUAAGCUCAAUGCAU
Anarrhichthys ocellatus (wolf-eel) is the source of this 3883-nucleotide messenger RNA. RefSeq lists its product as uncharacterized. Gene Ontology annotation, biological process: protein ubiquitination. NCBI's taxonomy places the organism in Eukaryota, Metazoa, Chordata, Actinopteri, Perciformes, Anarhichadidae. The transcript is spliced from 25 exons. Gene Ontology annotation, molecular function: ubiquitin-protein transferase activity. Bases 235 to 3462 code for a protein of 1075 amino acids. The record is from RefSeq and is a predicted model, not a curated record.